This is a messenger RNA of Sclerotinia sclerotiorum 1980 UF-70, 108 nucleotides long. RefSeq lists its product with no specific name. NCBI's taxonomy places the organism in Eukaryota, Fungi, Ascomycota, Leotiomycetes, Helotiales, Sclerotiniaceae. The record is from RefSeq and is a predicted model, not a curated record. Bases 1 to 108 code for a protein of 35 amino acids. The transcript is spliced from 2 exons.
AUGUCUAACCGUCGUCCCAUCGUAAAUGCGGGGAAGGGGACUUCGGGGCCGAAGGAUGAUUAUUUGUGUAAUAUUACCUACCUAUGGACAGGUUUCGCUAAACUUUGA